This is a messenger RNA of Pygocentrus nattereri (red-bellied piranha), 1171 nucleotides long. RefSeq names its product junctional adhesion molecule-like. Gene Ontology annotation, cellular component: external side of plasma membrane. The record is from RefSeq and is a predicted model, not a curated record. The transcript is spliced from 6 exons. The coding region runs from base 84 to 998 and encodes 304 amino acids. NCBI's taxonomy places the organism in Eukaryota, Metazoa, Chordata, Actinopteri, Characiformes, Serrasalmidae. Gene Ontology annotation, biological process: positive regulation of T cell proliferation; immune response; cellular response to lipopolysaccharide.
ACUCAGUGUGGUAUACAGAGCUAGUGUAGUGCUGGGUGUGGAGCGGUCAGUGUGCUGUGGACUCUGUUGUUCUACUAGUGAGGAUGUUGCUGACUUUCUAUCUUCUCUUCAUCGGGCUUCAUGUCUCUGAAGGCUGCACUCUUGAAAACAGAGGAAGAGCAUUGUUUAUCACUGCACGUACAGGAGAGUCAGUGCUGCUGCCCUGCUACUGCACUGACCACGUGCCACCUGACGCAUUUAUUUGGGAGACAGAGAACACAGAUAGCAACAAGUGGGAAGAGGUAUCCAGUGAGAGCGGUCAGUACAGAGACAGAGUUCAGCUGUUUAAUGGCCACUCCCCCGGAAAUCUCUCUCUACUCAUGUCACACCUGACUGAAGAGGAUGGAGGACUGUACAGGUGUGAAGUUAAAGGGAGCGGAUACACAGACAUCAGUCUCACUGUUGAAGGUUGUAACCUGGAAAAGACUGAUAUAACCCAGUAUAUCACAGCACGUGCAGGAGGGUCAGUCCUGCUUUCCUGCUACUGCACUGACCUACACACCAAACCUGAGACAUUCACCUGGAAGAAACUCAACACAAACAUAAAAAUGUAUGAAGUGAUAUCCAGUGGGAGUGGUCAGUACAGAAACAGAGUUCAGCUGGUUAAUGGUCACUCUCCAGGAAAUCUCUCUCUACUCAUAUCACACCUGACUGAAGAGGAUGGAGGCUUUUACCUGUGUGAACUCACAGAAAAUAAACGCACAUACAUCAAACUCACUUUUGAAGAGGGUUCACUUAAAACUACACCAUCUACUGCGGUCACAAGCUCGUUUCACAUGACUACUACUCCUCCACAGUCCCUGCCCUUCGUCCCCUUCGCCUUGGUCACUGUGAUCUUUCUCCACAUUAUAGUAGCUGUGGUUUAUCACACCAAGAGAAACAAAGCUCAGGCAGAUCCCGCCGGAGUUCACUACAGCACUGCUGAUGGAGAUGGAGACAGAGUGGUCAGUCUGGAGUAGUGCAGCUCGGCAACACUGGCGUGGAUUCAUCAUGAACAAUUAGCAGCCAAAGUAUCUCAACAUGUUGUAUGAAUAUUUUAGAUUUCCAUUUGUUCUUGAAAAUGCUUGGAAUUGUUGAACUUUUCAUAAUGUUCUUUUUGUCUUACAUAAAAUUACGUGCAAAAGUUUGGGCA